ACCCGACGUCAGACCGGGGACUCCUCAGUCCCCGGGGGCUUGUGGGCGCGGCUCUUCCAGCUGCCCCAGAUUCCCGGCCGCCCGGCCCCGCCUUCGCGGCUCGAGGGGAAGCGCCGGCCGCGUGUGCAGCCGCGGGGUUGAGGCCCCGCUGGACUGGGGGGCGCGGGCAGCGCGGAGCUCCUGGCCCCAAGGGUCGCGCUUCCCGGCCAGGGGCGGCGGCGGCGGGAGAGGCGGCUCCUUCACGCAGCUCGACAGCCCGGCGCCUCCGCCAGGCUCGGGGCCCGGGACGGGCGGGGGGAGCGGCCUCCCGGUAACGCCGCGUCCUCGCCCCCUAGACCCCGAGCCCCGCGGAGCUGCCCGCCCGGCCCCCGGGCGCCCCCGGCCGCCGGCACCAUGAGCACCUUCGUCUUCAACGAGCUGGGCGGCGCCGUGCUCUUCGAGGACCGCGGCGCUGCGGAGCGGGAGCGGGGCGGCGGCAGAGCCUACGGCGCCGUCCUGGACGGGCCCCUCGCCCGCUCCGAGGUGGCCCUGCCCGACGGCCCGGCCCUCAAGGACAACCUCGGCCUGCGGCACCGGAGGACCGGGGCCCGGCAGAACGGAGGGAAGGUGAGGCACAAGCGACAGGCUCUGCAGGACAUGGCGCGGCCCCUCAAACAGUGGCUAUACAAGCACCGCGACAACCCGUACCCCACCAAGACAGAGAAGAUACUCCUGGCCCUUGGCUCGCAGAUGACGCUGGUGCAGGUGUCAAAUUGGUUUGCUAAUGCAAGACGUCGGCUUAAGAAUACUGUUCGACAACCAGAUCUAAGCUGGGCUUUAAGAAUAAAGUUGUACAACAAGUAUGUUCAAGGGAAUGCUGAGCGACUUAGUGUGAGCAGUGAUGAUUCCUGUUCUGAAGAUGGAGAAAAUCCUCCAAGAAACCACAUGAAUGAAGAGAGCUAUAGUAACCCCGCUCACCACCCUAUGAUCAAGAGUGAGAGUUCAGUUAUAAAAGCCGGGGUGAGGCCAGAAUCACGGGCCAGCGAGGACUACGUCUCACCCCCGAAAUACAAGAGCAGCUUAUUGAACCGCUACCUUAAUGACUCUUUGAGACAUGUCAUGGCCACGAACACUGCCAUGAUGGGAAAGACAAGGCAACGAAGCCAUUCGGGAUCUUUUAGUUCCAAUGAAUUUGAAGAAGAACUGGUAUCUCCCUCGUCAUCAGAAACCGAAGGCAACUUUGUCUAUCGCACGGACACUCUGGAAAAUGGAUCCAGUAAAGGUGACAGUGCAGCUAAUAGAAAGGGACCAAGCAAGGAUGACACAUACUGGAAGGAGAUUAAUGCAGCCAUGGCCUUGACAAAUCUUGCACAAGGAAAAGAUCAGCUACAGGGAACUACCAGCUGCAUCAUCCAGAAGUCAUCUCACAUAGCAGAAGUUAAGACGGUCAAGGUGCCACUGGCUCAGCAGCUUUAAAGAGCGCGUCACCCUUCAGAUCAAUGACUGUUCUUCACGUCUGUUUAAUUCAGAAACCCUCAUCUUCAGAGCCAAAGCUGAAGUGAAAAGGACUCCCUUUCAAACCUCUCCUGGUUUUUCAUUAUCCUAAAUAGAUCAUUUAGUUGCUUCUAUAAAAGACAUAUAAAUUAUAUAAAAAACUUCACUUUAAUCAAAAACAUAUUAACUUAUUUUAUGUUACUCAAACUAUGCAUAAAAUGUCUGCAUUGCCAAGCCAGUAAGUGCCUUACUUCCCAAGACUAAGCUACAACGUGGGCAGAGUACUACAGCUGUGCCUCAAAAUGACAGCGCCAUAACGCUUACUAGUCUGUGUGUGUCAUUCCAGACAGACCUCUCUCCCUUCCAGGACAGAACCCAUAAUUGCCGAAAGCCCUUGAAAUGUAGUCAGUAAUUCCCAUUUAGGAACUUGAAAAUCCAUUCAGCCCAAAUGAAAUGCUUCUUUACAAAGCACGAGCGUGCGCACACGCACACACAACUGUGUAAUGUUAGAAAUGAUUCAGUUUGCUUUACAGAGCGACAGGAUUUGAUUCAUGUGUCCCGCUUGCAUAUCGGACAUGACAUAAGCUUCAGAAAUGCAAAGUGGGGCGUUCACCCAGCGUGCACCUCUAUGAAGAAUUGCAGUGAACACUGUCAUCAAAAAACCUUUUUCCAGGAGCCACUGGGAAAGCGCCUUUGGAAUUCAUUUGGAUUUUCUGCUUCUCAAGUUUUUCAGAAGUUAAAAAAAAAAUUAUAUAAUAACUCAAAAUUUUCCUGUGUAGAACUAUACCUAUACCUACAGUUUAAUUUUAAAACAUAAUCCUGUUUGCAUUCCAGUGCAGUGUUUUUAGAGUUGUGGUUUUUUUUUUUUUUUUUCCUUUUUUCUUUUUUUUUUUUUUUUCU
This is a messenger RNA of Erinaceus europaeus (western European hedgehog), 2373 nucleotides long. RefSeq names its product mohawk homeobox (gene MKX). Gene Ontology annotation, molecular function: DNA-binding transcription factor activity, RNA polymerase II-specific; RNA polymerase II cis-regulatory region sequence-specific DNA binding. Lineage: Eukaryota; Metazoa; Chordata; Mammalia; Eulipotyphla; Erinaceidae. The transcript has 6 exons. The coding region runs from base 394 to 1455 and encodes 353 amino acids. The record is from RefSeq and is a predicted model, not a curated record. Gene Ontology annotation, biological process: regulation of transcription by RNA polymerase II; muscle organ development; cell development. Gene Ontology annotation, cellular component: nucleus.